Molecule: messenger RNA, 13752 nt
Organism: Salarias fasciatus (jewelled blenny)
Lineage: Eukaryota; Metazoa; Chordata; Actinopteri; Blenniiformes; Blenniidae
Gene: kmt2a
Product: lysine (K)-specific methyltransferase 2A
Biological process (GO): positive regulation of DNA-templated transcription
Cellular component (GO): nucleus; histone methyltransferase complex
Molecular function (GO): protein binding; DNA binding; histone H3K4 methyltransferase activity
Source: RefSeq, a predicted model, not a curated record
AUGUGGAGUGCUGGGUUAGGGUUCCGCCCACCGAGGUAUCUGAUCGCAGGGCAGACAGGCAGAGAGUGUAAAAUGGCGCACAGCUGUCGGUGGCGGUUCCCCGCUCGGCCCGGAGGGAGCAGCAACUCCGGCACCGGGAGGAGAGCGGGCCGAAUUAGGGUUACUGCCUCUCUGCGGAGUGUCUCGGGAGCCCAGCCUAACGCGGCGGCGCUCGGACCCGGGUUUGAUGCUGCACUACAGGUCUCUUCAGUUAUCGGGAGCAACCUGCAGAAAUUUCGGGAUGUUUUGGGGGAAUCGAGCGACUCGAGCAGCGCGGAGGAAGAGGCAUUCGGUGGAUUUGGAGCUGUGGCUGAGCAGAAGCGAAUACAGAGCCCUUCAACAGCUUCAUCGGGCCCACCUGCACAGGAGAAAAAGCCCAGAGGCCGCCCCCCACGGAUGCUCACUGCCCAGAAAGCUGCUGCAAGUUUAAUUUCCCCGUCGUCCCUUCCAUCCCCCACACAAGAAAAACCCGAGGGUUCUGAAAGGCCAGCAGAGAAGGUGAAAAGGCUACCCGGAAGGCCGCCUGGCAGUGGGGAAAAGAGAAGAGGCCGGCCACCAUCUUCAAGCAGUAAAAAAGCUUGGAGUGCCAGCAGCCAUGCAGCGGGAGACGACGGUCGGCAAGCCGGGCUGGAGUCGGGUAUGGACACAGAGGAGGAUCAGGACCGAAAGGGCACCAAGAGGCUGCCGGUGGGCUCCGCCCAGCCACAUGACACUGAGGCAAAGCUUCCCAAACCCAAAGUUACCAACCUGAAGCGGCUGACAGAGACUAAACUCGCCCCUCUCAAGUCACACCUCAAGACGUUGCCGGGUCUACCCAGACGCAGACGCGGACGACCGCCCUCAGCCGAGCGGCUGAAAGCUGAAGCAGCCGCCGCCGCAGCUGCGCAGCUCUCUACCUCCGUUGAAUGUGGGGAAGGGAAACACAAGGCCUUCAGAGUUAGAGGUGGGGACAAAAGCACAGAACCACACACGCCUCAGCAGCCCAUGCUGAGGACUGUGGAUGGUGCUGAGGACCAGGACUCAUCCAAUCCACCUUCUUCCCCAUCUCCCUCCAAGCAAGGCAGGACUGUGGGCCUGAGAAAAAGCCCACGGCAUAGAAAACCGGUCAGAAUCGUCCCCCCCUCUAAACGCACUGAUGCAACCAUAGCUAAGCAGCUGCUGCAGCGAGCAAAGAAAGGAGCGCAGAAGCGAAUGGAGAAGGAGGCUGGCUCCAUUGGAGGCAGCGGGGCAGCCUCCAUUGAAGCUGGUAUCAGGAAGACCCCGCUGAAGAACAUCCGGCAGUUCAUCAUGCCCGUGGUCAGCACCGUUUCCCUUCGCAUCAUCAAAACCCCCAAGCGCUUCAUCGAAGAUGAGGGCAGUUUUGGAACUCCGCCACCCCACACCAAGAUGGCACGGUUCGAAACGACUCCCUCAACGGUUUCCACGUCUGCUCAGCCCGCCUCCACCACGUCCUCGUCCCCCUCUCCCGUUGUUUCCACUACAACUGCUGUCGCUAGUACUGGUACCACCCCUCCAGUCGACUUGCUGCCCCCGCCGCCAUCUCCCGCCCCUGCCCCCUCUGUUCCAUCGACGGCCGCCAAUCUGCUCAACAGCAACAGCAACAACGCAGCCAACGGGCGAUUUAGCAGCAGCGCGCCAUCGUGCGGCUCAAGUGCUAUGUCGCAACAUUCCUCGCAGCUCUCGUCUGCGGAGUCUUCCAGGUCCAGCACCCCGAGUUUGGAUGACUCAUCAUGUGACUCCCAGGCCUCUGAGGGCACACAGGCUCUGUCAGAGCCAGAGGAUCACUCUCCUCCGUCCUCACAGGGAGAGAGGGAGACCACCCUAUUACACAGCUCACGGCCUCCCUCGCCUCCAUCUGAACCGGAGCCAGAGCAUGUUUUGGCAGAGAGGAGUCGGCGAGGCCGGCGAGGGCAGGGAGUCGGUCGUGGAAGUCAGAAGCAGAAUGUGAGAGAGGCUCUUCCCACCGGGCCCAAGAAGCCAAUCAUCAGCCCUCCUACGGGGGUGCUGAUGCCUUCCUCUACACAUGUAAACUCCCAGCAAGCUUCAUCCACAGCCUCGUCCUCGUCCUCACCUCCACCUCCCCCUCUCCUCACCCCACCACAGCUUCCCCAGUCGGGUUCCUCCAGUGCAGCUGCCGUCAGUGAACACCACCCCCAGUCCUCCUGGAUGCCUCACCCCAUCCCGCCGUUCCUGCCUGGACCCUCAGUGCUGUCCGGCUUGUCAGAUAAACGAAGUCGCUCAAUUUUGAGAGAGCCCACCUUCCGCUGGACGUCGCUGUCCCACCCGAGGCACCAGUACUUCUCCUCUGCUAAGUAUGCCAAGGAGGGUCUCAUCCGCAAGCCCAUAUUUGACAAUUUCCGCCCUCCCCCUCUCACGCCCGAAGAUGUGGGGUUGCUGCCCCAAGGCGUCAGCGGAGCAGGGGGAGCUGCUCCGGGCUCAUUUCCCGCGCCCGGCAGCGGAACGGGAACAGGGACUCGUCUGUUCGCCCCUCUUCACCCUCACACCCAUCACCAACAUCCACCAUCGUCCCGUUUUGACACGCCACUCCAGAAGCGCAGCCCAUUGCUCCGAGCGCCACGCUUUACGCCCAGCGAGGCUCACUCCCGCAUAUUUGAGUCUGUUACUUUACAGUCGUCUUCUGGGAGCAGUGUUGGUUCUCUGUCGCCACACCAGACAUCCUCAAGCUCCAGCAGAGCCUCGCGUCGCAAAAAACGGCUGGUCCCCGCGGGGCUGAGAGGAAAUCCACGGUCUCCAUCCCACUCAAUGACCAGACGCAGCAGCCAAGUAGGAGGAGGUCAGAUGUCUGUGGGGAAAGGCGCCUCUGAGAUGUCUGGGCUGACAGGCUCUGUGUCCAGUAGUAACCCCAGCUCCUUGCCCGGGGUUUCUACAAGUCCACUAGCCACUAGUGCCUUAACGCCUGCUCCUUUCAGCACCUUUUCAACUGUAUCUCGGGGUCUGCCCUCACAAGGAACACCUGAUAGUAGAAAAGGGGCUGCUGGUAAUCCACCUCCUUUGUCAUCUUCAUCAUCCGCUUCUUCGCCGCUCUUCCCUCUUUUUCCCUCCGGUGCGCAGGACACGGGGCGAGGAUCCGGGAAAGGAGGGAAAGAAAAAAGCCAGUCAGCUCCCCAGGAACCUGCUCCCAAGGAAAAAGAAAGGGAUCCUGAGAAAAACCGAGAGAAGGAGAAGGAAAAUAAGAGGGAAGGGAGGAAAGACUUGGAGAAAAGAAGCAAGGUUUCUACACCAGACGGCUCUCCCACUGCACCUUCAAGCUUGUUUACUGUGGAUGGGAGAGAUACAGAAAGUGCUCUCUCGUCUCUCGCUUCCAAAAAGACUCCAGGGAGGAAAAAAUCAACAUCAGCUGACAUGGUUUCUGACACUGCUUCUCCAGACCCACGUGGGCUUCAUUCCACGGUUCCCGGGUCCAUUGCUAAGGGGCGUCUGCCUAAGAAAGUCCGACCCUCUGAGAAAGGUGCGGAAACAGAGGAUGGGGAAAAAGAAAGACGAAGUACUCCCACUCAGCAGACAGCAGGCCUUCCCGGGCAGCCAGGUAGACAACAGCUACCUGUCUCCUCUCUCGGAUCAAUGUUGUCACAAGCAGAGAAACAUCCUGUGACUGAUAAGCGGGUCGUCGGGCUGCUGAAGAAGGCUAAAGCUCAGCUCUACGAGAUUAAGAAGAAUAAGAUGAAGCCUGCCGAUCAGACCAAGGUUCAGGGUCAAGAAAGCGACUCGUCAGAAGCAUCAGUCCGUGGUCCGCGCAUCAAGCAUGUAUGCCGUCGUGCAGCUGUGGCUCUCGGCCGUAAUCGGGCAGUGUUCCCUGAUGACAUGCCCACACUUAGUGCCUUGCCUUGGGAGGAGAGAGAGAAAAUCCUAUCUUCCAUGGGAAACGAUGACAAGUCAUCAGUAGCAGGCUCGGAAGAGGCAGAGCCUCAGUCGCCGCCCUUAAAGCCGCGGGAGACACGGCAGAAGGCUGUUCAGGAAGCUCCUCCCAAGAAGGGGCGUCGGUCACGGCGCUGUGGUCAGUGCUCAGGCUGCCAGGUCCCAGAGGAUUGUGGCGAGUGUACCAACUGUCUCGACAAACCCAAGUUUGGAGGACGAAACAUUAAGAAGCAAUGCUGCAAGAUGAGAAAGUGUCAGAACUUGCAAUGGAUGCCCUCAAAGAUGUUCAUUCAAAAGCAAGGGAAAUCGAAGAAGGAUAAGAAAAAGAACAGGCUGUAUGAGAGAAGGGAAAGCACCAAUUUCUCUAAAGGACCAAACUCAGAGUCUGGCCCCAAAUCUUCUCCAGCUCCACCUAAGGAGGAGCCUGCCCGUAAAAAGAGUGAAACUCCUCCUUUAAAACUGGUAGAAGAAAAGUCAAAGCAGCAGCCGCUCUCGAAGCAAUCUUCUCCAACGCUCGCAUCGUCCCCGGCCUCACCCGAAGCCCCUCAGGCCCCCGGCACGGUUCCCGCCCAGGCUCCGUCUCCCGCCGAGUCGCCGGACCCCAAACAGCUCUCAGGCACGAGCAGCGCCGCCACUAAAAAAGCGCACAAGCCACAGCAGUCGACACCAGCCUCCUCGUCCACCUCGUCCUCCUCCACCUCCUCGUCCUCCUCGUCUUCCUCCUCGUCAUCCUCCUCCGCAUCGUCGUCAGGCCAGAAUUCCCCCUCCCAGUCCACGCAGCCUCACCAGACGUCACAACAGCAGCAGCAGCAGCGGCCAGCUUCCAGCCUGGCGCCGUCAAAAAAGGACUCCUCACCCAAGAUUACCGUGAGUGACCCCAAGAGAAAACCCCAGCACCACUCAUCUCUACAGCAGAGCUCCACCGCAGCAGUGUCAGACACUGUUGACUCAAAGCAGCUGAAGAAGCCAACAUCUCGCUCUCUUCCUCUGUCUCCGAAGCAAAGACCAAAAGACAAGCCGCUGACCACUAAACUCCCCAGCAGCAGUACUUUAAACUGGCUAAGCACUCCCUCGACUAGGGGCCAGGUGAAGUCCAGAGCGCCCUGCGACGGAGUGCAUCGUAUCAGAGUGGAUUUCAAAAGGGACCAUGAUGUGGAGAAGGUGUGGGAGGCCGGCGGCCUCAGUCUGCUCACGUCUGUGCCUGUCACGCCCAGGGUGCUCUGCUUCUUAUGUGCAAGCAGUGGAAAUGUGGAGUUUGUCUUCUGUCAGGUAUGCUGUGAACCGUUUCAUCUCUUUUGCCUGGGGGAGUCGGAGCGCCCUCUCCAGGAGCAGUUUGAAAACUGGUGUUGUCGAAGAUGCAGAUACUGCCAGGCCUGUGGGCGCCAGCAUCAGAAAACUAAACAGCAGCAGCUGCUAGAGUGCGAUAAGUGCCGCAACAGCUAUCACCCGGAGUGCCUGGGUCCCAAUCACCCCACCAGACCCACCAAGAAGAAGCGAGUCUGGGUUUGCACCAAGUGUGUGCGCUGUAAGAGUUGUGGAGCCACAAAACCCGGGAAGUCCUGGGACGCCCAAUGGUCACAUGACUUCUCCAUGUGUCACGACUGUGCCAAACUUUUUGCUAAAGGGAACUUCUGCCCACUGUGUAACAAGUGCUAUGAUGACGACGACUACGACAGCAAGAUGAUGGAGUGCGGCCGCUGCAACCACUGGGUUCAUGCCAAGUGUGAAAAUCUCACAGAUGAAAUGUACGAGCUGCUGUCAAAGCUGCCAGAGAGCGUUGCCUACAUGUGUACCAAAUGUACCGAGCGCCAUCCGGCCGAGUGGAGGACGGCCCUGGAGAGGAAGCUUCAGAGCUGCAUUCGCCAUGUUCUCACUGCACUGCUCAACUCCCGCACGUCCACGCACCUGUUACGCUACAGACAGGCGGUGAAGCCUCCAGAGCUUAAUCCAGAGACGGAGGAGAGUCUUCCAUCCCGUCGUUCCCCAGAGGGCCCAGAUCCUCCUGUCCUGACCGAAGUCCCUCCCACGCCCCCCAGCGACUCCCCUCCGGACCUGGAGUCUGUUGAGAAGAAGAUGGACCAAGGCCGGUACAACUCACUGCUGGAGUUCAGUGACGACAUCGUGCGAAUCAUCCAGACAGCCAUCAACGGCGAUGGAGGACAGCCGGAAAGCAGGAAGGCCAACAGCAUGGUGAAGUCCUUCUUCAUCCGGCAAAUGGACCGAAUCUUCCCGUGGUUCAAAGUGAAAGACUCCAGGUUCUGGGAAAGGCAAAAAGUUUCUGCCAACAGUGGGCUCCUCCCCAACGCCGUGCUGCCUCCGUCCCUGGAUCACAACUACGCUCAGUGGCAGGAGAGACAGGAGCUUUCCCGUGCCGAGCACCCCCACCUCAUGAAGAAGAUCAUCCCAGCGCCCCGCCCCAAGACACCCGGUGAACCCGAUUCUCCAGCUACACCUCCACCUUUGCCUCCUACUUUACCCCCACCGCCCCCACUCCUACCUGAUCGUGAAGACAGCCCUGAGCUCCCUCUUCCACCAGGCGUCACCGACAACAGGCAGUGUGUUCUGUGUCUCAAAUACGGAGACGAGAACACUAAUGAGGGCGGCAGGCUCUUGUACAUCGGUCAGAAUGAGUGGGCCCAUGUGAACUGCGCGCUGUGGUCUGCUGAGGUGUUUGAAGACGAUGACGGCUCUUUGAAAAAUGUUCACAUGGCUGUUCUCAGGGGAAAACAGCUGCGCUGCGAGAAGUGUCAAAAGCAAGGAGCCACAGUUGGCUGCUGCCUUACUUCUUGCACCAGUAACUACCACUUCAUGUGUGCUCGCCAAUGCCACUGCGUCUUCCUGGAGGACAAGAAAGUCUACUGCCCAAAGCACCGGGACCUGAUCAAAGGAGAAGUGGUGUCGGGUUUCGAGGUGACCCGCAGGAUUCUUGUUGACCUGGAGGGGAUUAGUCUCAGGAGGAAGUGGCUGGCAGGACUUGAACCUGAAAAUGUUCACAUGAUGAUCGGGUCCAUGACCAUCGACUGUCUGGGAAUCCUGACUGAACUCUCAGAUUGCAAACGCAAACUCUUUCCUGUGGGAUACCAGUGCUCAAGGGUCUACUGGAGUACGCUGGAUGCUCGCAAGCGCUGCGUGUACACAUGCAGGAUCCUCGUCUGUCACCCUCCUGUGGCAGAAUCUGAAAUGAAGAACAUGCUGGCUCCUGAGGAGAAUCGCACGAUAGCACACAGUCCACCUCCCCUAACAGACUUUCCUGAUCCAUUUGAAUCACCGAGACGCUCCGACACCCUUUCACCCGCCAACACCCCCAAGCUCAGGGUUUACACCAGGAACCGGCACCCCAGCUACCCGCCGUGUCAGCGCUCUCUGGGCCCCAAGCCCAUGCCAUCAACAGGAGGUACCUCUCAGCCCCAAAGCCAUGAGAUUGUGACGGUCGGCGACUCGCUCGUAAACUCCGGCAUGCGGAAUAUCGACUCCCGCCGUCACAGCUCCCCUUCUCUUUCUCCUCCGACCCACCAGCUCAACCGACCGAGAGGAGUGACCUCCCUGCCUCACAUUUUGUCACGGCCCCUCACCUCCCCGCCACCUCUCAUCCCCUCCCCCGCCAGAGACCCCGAGAAGUCCAGACAUCCAAGCAAGGACUCGGCAAAGUGUGCAGCGCAGAGAGACGAUGAAAAGAGUCGACUGUUCUCCGCAGAUAGAAAUAGGCAGCAAUUUUCUAGAGAGCAAGGGUUAAGAGAAGCCGACAAGGGGAGAAUGUCAAGUCGAGACCAAGCUUCUAAGGAUUCUGACAAGAAUAGAUCAACAAGAGAAAAAGACUCUGACAAGGGCGAUGUAUCAGCCAAAGAGCCAGACAAGAGGAGAUCACUGAGUAAAGACUCGGGUUUGAAAGAAUCCGAGAGGGGAAGAACUCUCAGCAGAGAUCCGCUGAGAGAUUCGGAGAAGGGGAGACAAGCAAACAGAGACUCCGACAAAAGGAGGCACGCAAGCAGAGAGUCGAGCACAAGGGAAACAGAUAAGAGUAAAUCAUCCUCUAGAGAUCCCAGCUAUAGGGAUACGGACAAAUCUAGGUCAGUCAGUAGAGAUACUGGACUAAGGGACUCUGAGAGGCAUCGGCAAUAUAGCAGGGAAAUGGGAAAAGACUCAGGCCAUAGUAAAGACAAACUGUCUAGCAGAGAUUCUGACAAGGGUCGACCUCCUUCAAGAGAUUCCAGUUACAGAAGCACAGACAGAAACAAAGACGCCGGCUCAGGGAAAGAUAGCAACCCUAGCAAUCAGUCGAAGCAUACCGGAGGUGAGAGCAAGAGUUCAAGGCUGACGCCCGCUGGCUCAGGCCAGUCCUCUCCCCCCGUCGGAACCGCCGUCCUCACAGGCCAUCAGAGGAGUGGCGGCAGCAAGCAGACGGAGAAGCAAGGGAAGCAUGGAAGCAAAGACCAGCAUGAUGUUUCUGCAAGUGCCAGUGUGCUGCCUCACCACCGGUCCGCUCCCACCUCCAACACGAUGCAGUGCAAGGACAAGCCCAGCUCAGGGAAGGAGAGUAGUAGCGGGACAGGAAGUUUAAUACCAUCGUCACUUCAUAAAGACUCUAUCGUCGGGAAAUCGGGCUCGCCGCAGCCGCCAUUUCAUAAGUCCAAUACACGGAAAUCAAAUGAUUACUCGUCAGGUGCAGCCACAGCAGCAGCAGCUCCAAAGUCCAUGUGGUCGUUGAGGACAUCGGGGGACAACGAUGUUGGAAAAAGGGGCUCCGUUCAACUCUCUUCUUCAACGUCAGCCUCAGCUGCCAAAGACAAACACCCCAAAGUGAAGACGGCAGGCAGCAGAGAUGUUUCCAAAGACCGCGACAGAGAAAAGACCCUUCAAAACAGCAACAGCAGCAACAAAAUCCCUCGUCUCAACAACAACACAAAGGCUACUGGCGGCAUUAACACGCACGCCACAAGCCCCAGCUCUCACAACAGCAGCAAUAGCAAAGCCCCAGUGCUUGGAAACAGCAUCAAAGCUCACGGGAAAGCUCAGGGGGAGAAACACGAAAACCAGGGAGGGGACAGGUCAUCGUCAAAGAGCAGAGAGAACGUUCCCUGCUCAGCGAGGAAGAACAGCUCCAGUCUGGACAGUUUACAGCAGGCUGGUUUAGCCCCGGAGAAAGGACUGAAGGCCUCCGCUCAGCUGCACACCAAACAGACAACCAACCAGCUGCCGCUGUCCUCCAGGGAGAAAAAACAGCCAGUUAAAUCCCUCUCAGCAAAUCCACUCAAGACCGACAUCAAGACGGAUCCCAACGGGACCAGCGCCGUCGGUGGUCUUCCUUCCUCAGCCGGUCCUACGACCACCGCGUCCCCUAUCCCCCCUGUCAGCCAGGGGUCCCGUCGCCCCGCCCACCCGGCCCUCUUCUCCUCGCCCUCUGCCAGCAGCAGCGACAGUUCUGAAUCAGACACUCAGACUCAGCCAGACGACCAUCGUCCACGCAAACCGCACUCGUGCGGCGAUCUCCGAGACCGCCGCGGCCACCUCGCCCACGGCACCGAGGACGAGGGCGACGGCCCCGAGGACGAGCACGACAGAAGUAUGGAGGAUAAACAUCACGAGGACGACAGUGACGGAUCGGGGUCAGCCAAGCGGCGCUACCCUCGGCGCAGCGCCCGCGCUCGCUCCAACAUGUUUUUUGGCCUCACGCCCUUCUACGGGGUCCGCUCAUACGGCGAAGAGGAUCUCCCUUUCUACGGCAGCGGGGAUGGAACAGGGGCGUUGGUUAAGAGGAGGACUGGCGGCCGCAAAAAGUCAGCCGAGGGCCAAGUAGACGGGGCCGACGACAUGAGCACGUCGUCUUCGUCGGGGGACAGCGGUGAAGAUGACGACAGCGGAAUGAAACACAGGGGGAAAGACCCUUACUAUUACAACUUCACCAGAACAAUAAUCAACCCCAGUGAGGGCCUGCCAUCCAUAGAAGGGUUAGACCAGUGCCUGGGACGUGGAUCCCAACUCCAGCGCUUCCUGAAAGACGAAGAGCAGCAGCAGCAGAGGUCUCAAGAGAAAACUGAAGAGGACAUGUUGAGUGCCUUGACCAUAAGCAAGCAACAUAUCGGUCAGCUGGACGGCGUGGACGACGGCUCAGAGAGCGACACCAGUAUCUGCACCACCAGCACCACGACCACCACGGCCACCUCCUCAUCGACUCCACACAAGAGCACCCCCAAAAGGAGGGGCAGAGAAAGGCACACUGAGAAAUCGGACUCCCAUGAAGUGAGUAAGGAGACCGACGGCAACAGUGGAGCAGUGAGCGGAAACACGCGAGAAAGCCGGAAGAACCAAAAGGAAAACUGCCUUACAGUUGGAGGCGGAGUCAAAUCGCAGCAGCAGAGUCAAGGUCAGGAUCCUCUGGAGGCCCAGCUGUCCCUCAGCACAGACCUGCUCAAAUCGGACUCUGACAACAACAACAGUGACGACUGUGGGAAUAUUUUGCCGUCGGACAUCAUGGAGUUCGUCCUGAACACACCUUCCAUGUCGCUGCCGGCUCUGGGCCAGCAGUCUGAGCCGUCCUCCUCGGAGCUGCUGCUGGACGAGGGCUACGUUGGGGUGGACGUCAACAGGCGUAAAGACAUUCUGUUUGAUGACUUCUCCCAACCGCUGCCCAGUGCUGAAAGCGGAGGGGUCGUGGAGAGCAGCGUGAACAGCUCCAUCUCUGUGGAGGAGCCGUAUCUUCCUCUGGAGCUGCCCUCCGACCUCUCGGUCCUCACCACCCGCAGCCCGACCGUCAACACAAAUCAAAACCACAAUGCCGGCAGUCUCAUCUCAAAUACCUCCGACCGAAGCAUGCUGGGAAUGAACUCGGACCCGGAGACCAUCAGUGGAGAGAAGAGUGGGGAGAAGAAACAAGCGGGUCCCGGCGUGUCGCCGUCAGAGAACCAGCACGAGGCGCCAGCUCUGGGAAACAGAGACUCGCAGGUCACAGAAGGUCACAUGACUCCAGAGCAGUUUAUUCCCAGCCCCGCUAUCGGCCAGGUGGUCGAACCUGCAGCCAGCCAAGACGUUCCCAGGAGUUCUGGUACUCCUGGUUUGCCGAGUUCUCCCUCUCUGCCUCUGCAAGGUCAGAAGUUCAUCCCGGCAUCGGCCGCCGCUUCGGGCUGCCCCAGUCCGGUACCGGUCUCCGGAACGUCCCAGACUCAAGUUUCCAGCCCAGCGGUCAUCAAACCAGGUCCGGACAAGCUCAUCGUUGUCAACCAGCAGUUCCAGCCGCUGUACGUUCUUCAAACUGUCCCUAAUGGCGUCACUCAAAAAAUCAAUGCGGCAGGAGUCAUGGACACCAGCUCUCCUGCGGUGCUCAGCUCCAUGACGCUCACCACCGGGCUGAAUACCGGUAUAUCAUCAGCCCAGUCCAUAUUUCCUGCCGGAGGUAAAGUCCUGGGCACCAUGCCUCACCCCACUCAGAUUCACACUUUCACCGGGCCCGCCCAAGCAGGCUUCCAGACAGGAAUCCCCAGCACCACUUCAGGGCUUCUUAUUGGUCUGCCCACUCAGUCCCACGACCAGCCACAGAUUCUUGUUUCCGAGGCCGGGCGGCCGCACGAGCUGGGUCCCAGUGUCGCCAUCGUUUCUACUCCUUCCUCCCUCACUUCCUCCCCGACCGUCCUUGCUUCCGCCCACGGCAAGAAGAGGCCCAUCUCUCGGCUGCUGCCGAGAAAAAACAAAAGGCUGGCCCGCUCCCGGAGCCAGCCCACUCUGGCCCCAUCUGAAGUGGCCCCUCCCAACAUGACCCUCAUCAACCUGUCUUCACCUCAGAUCACUGCAAGCAUCCCCGGCCAACCCGGCAGUCUGGUUGAGUUAAGCACCAUCUCCUCCUCCCAACGCAAAGUUCCGAAUAUCAUAAAGAGGAAGCCGGGAGGGGUAAUGUACCUGGAUCCCACGACUCUCCUUCAGCAGAGGAUUCCCGGUCCGGCCCAGCCUGGCCUCAUAGGUCAUGAUUCUUCGACCCAUCUGCUGCCUUGCACAGUGUCUGGCCUCAACCCCAGUCAGUCUGUGUUGAAUGUUGUGUCUGUGCCCCCUAGUGGUGCUGCUGGCCUACUUGCACCGGGAUCAGUCUCUCUCUCCACUCCCGUCCUCAGCUCCACUGAGAUCACGGGGCCGAUUAGCAACCUCCUUUUUAAAGCGAGCCCGCAUGGCCUGGGCCUGUCCGACCAGCCCGUCGUCCUCCAGCCGGCGGGGGCGGCUCCCCUGAUGUCACAGCUCAGCUCGCCCGUUCAGACUUCCAUCGCCAGCAGCAUCUGCGUGCUGCCGUCCCAGCAGACCAUCAGCAUGGCCGUGAACCAGCAAGCGGAGACGGACGGCGGCAACGUCCACUUGCAGCAGCAGUCUCAUUCUGUUAACAGAGUCCAGACGGUGGACUCCGGUCCAACUAACACAGUCGCUUUAGCUCCCAGCCCGUCUACCCCUCUGAACCCUGCCAAAGGACGUGUUGUUGGAGUGUUCACCCAAACACCAACCUCUGCACACUCCCAGAGCAGCAGAACAAAUCCCGUUUCCCGUUCGUCGGAGCACAGACCACCGAGCUCCGCCACAUCUGCGCCAGGAACAGAGAAAGGCAAACACAAAGCGAAGAGGAGCAGGCAGAGUUCAGAUGUGAGCAAUGGGAAGAAGCUGAAGCCCUCUCAAGUAGACGAGCAUCACAGCAACCCUGCAGGGCUGCACCCGUCCUCAAACCCAAGUUUGAAAGAGCUGAGCUCCCCUGAACCAAUGGACAUGGGCAAACCUCAAGAAAAGGCCUCCAACAAAAGCGUGCUUGGUAAAAAGAAGACCUCUGAAGGGUCGGUUUUACCAGGUAAAUUAGUGGGAAAAGACAGAACAUCUGCCACCGGAGGAACAGGAUCUCUUCCUGUGGCAUCAGCACCUGACCAGGAUGGGAACAGCAGGGACUCGGCUCUGGAUAGCAAGCCCAAAAAGGGCAUCAUCUUUGAAAUCUGCAGUGAAGACGGCUUCCACAUCCGCUGUGAGAGUAUCGAAGAGGCCUGGAAGUCUCUGACUGAUAAGGUGCAGGAAGCUCGAUCCAACGCACGACUGAAGGAGCUCUCCUUUGAAGGUGUGAACGGACUGAGGAUGCUGGGAGUCGUGCACGAGGCGGUGGUCUUCCUGCUGGAGCAGCUCUACGGCUCCAGACACUGCCGGAGCUACCGCUUCCGCUUCCACAAGCCGGAGGAAACAGACGAGCCUCCCAUCAACCCCCACGGCUCGGCCCGGGCAGAAAUCCACCACAGGAGGUCUGUGUUUGACGUGUUUAAUUUCUUGGCCUCGAAACAUCGCCAACCCCCCGAGUACAGACCGCAGGAAGAUGAGGACGAGGAGGGCCAGCUCCGGACAGCGAGGCGUGCGUCCAUGGAGCUGCCGCUCGCUGUGAGAUUCAAGCAGCUCAAGGCUUCUUCCAAAGAGACGGUUGGAGUCUACAGAUCUCCGAUCCAUGGUCGAGGUCUGUUCUGCAAGAAAACCAUCGAGGCCGGGGAGAUGGUGAUCGAAUACUCUGGAAACGUCAUCCGGUCUGUUCUCACGGACAAACGGGAGAAAUACUACGACGGAAAGGGGAUCGGCUGCUACAUGUUUCGCAUCGACGACUACGAGGUGGUGGACGCCACGGUGCACGGCAACGCCGCCCGCUUCAUCAACCACUCCUGUGAGCCCAACUGCUACUCGCGCGUCAUCACCGUGGACGGCCAGAAGCACAUCGUCAUCUUCGCGUCGCGGCGCAUCUACUGCGGCGAGGAGCUCACCUACGACUACAAGUUCCCCAUCGAGGACGCCAGCAACAAGCUGCCCUGCAACUGCGGCGCCAAGAAGUGCCGCAAGUUCCUCAACUGA